UGCUUUAAGGCAAAUGGAGCACGAACAAACGAGCCCUUAAACCCUCUGAGACCGACCUCAGACCCAUUCGUUUUCAUCUCCUUCAUCGCAGUUCUUCACUGCUCAACUGCCGCAGCUCCAAAGUUCACGGCAGCUACCCUUUUUCGUUGUUAGCGGCAACGGCUAUGGCGUUUUGUGCGAUCGAUUCUAUCCACGUUUGUAAUUAAAAAGAUAAAAAGUAACAAUUUUCAUAUUAACUAAAAACAAUUCGAGAAAUGAAAUUUAUUUGCCAAUAGAUUUUUAAAUUGGUACUCGUUAAUACAGCGAAACUAUUGAAAAUAAAAUUGCUUCAAAAAUUUACUUUCACCAUGAACAGUAAUUUUCUUCACGCCAGUGUCUAACCAAGCCACGUGUUCCUAAACGACCUUCUGACAUUUUCCAACAGUUGUUGGUGACCAAUUAUAUUUUUUCUCCUUCACGGAAACAGUACGGCAUGCUGAGAAGGGAUAAUGGCUGAGUUUGUAGAAGGUUGGUUUUUAGGCCAUACCCUAGGGGAAGGCGCUUAUGGGGAAGUAAAACUCGUGAUAAAUAAGACAACAGGCGAGGCUGUCGCUAUGAAGAUGAUUGAUCUCCAAAAACACCCUGAUGCUAAACAGAAUAUCAAAAAGGAAGCGACUGUCCAUCGAAUGCUGUCCAAUCCGAAUAUUAUUAGAUAUUAUGGACAGAGAAGUGAAGCUACAAUGGAAUAUAUUUUUUUGGAGUAUGCGUCGGGAGGUGAACUCUUUGAUCGAAUUGAGCCUGAUAUUGGUAUGCCAUUGUGGGAAGCUCAGAAAUAUUUUAAACAGUUAAUUUCUGCCAUAGAAUAUUUGCAUGGCCAUGGAGUAGCUCAUCGUGAUCUCAAGCCAGAGAAUCUUUUGUUAGAUGAUCAGGACAAUUUAAAAGUAUCUGACUUCGGUAUGGCCACUGUUUAUAGACUGCAGGGCAGAGAGAGGCUCUUGGAGAAACGAUGCGGUACUUUGCCUUACGUUGCUCCUGAGGUAUUGCAGGGUUUAUAUCACGCAGAACCGGCUGAUAUUUGGUCGUGUGGAAUAAUUCUUGUGGCAUUAUUAUCUGGUGAGCUACCUUGGGAUGAGGCAAAUCCACAAUGUGUAGAAUAUAUUGCGUGGAGAGAAGCAAGAUAUAUGAGUUUAACACCGUGGAAGAAACUAGACACUAUUCCAUUAGGUCUCAUCAGGAAUAUUCUCACCCACGCACCAACCUCCAGAUACAAAAUCGCAGACAUUAAACACCACCGGUGGUAUAUGCAAAAUCUCCGUAAAGAUGAUUCUGAAGAUUGUGUUGAUGGGGGUCGAGUAAAAUCCCUGCGGUAUGAUGAUGAAGAUAUUACAAGACUCGGUCUCUCCCAACCUGAAUUCCCCGAUACGGAGAACCAGUCCCUCCACAUAAACGCAGAUGAACGUCCCGGCUUCUCAUUCUCACAACCAGCCGCACUGGAAGAUCUCUUUUUAUCAACCCAGCCUGUGCAGAAUACUCAGACAAGUCAAAAUACUUUCCAACGACUUGUAAGAAGGAUGACGAGGUUUUUCGUGAAAACUGACUAUGAAGAAACUGUCAGAAGACUUGUAAAAAGCCUAAAGGAACAGAAUUACAUAUGUCGAUCUAAUGACAUUGGAAUCAUAACGGUAUAUACGGUUGAUCGAAGAAAAUCGCCAUUGGUCUUCAAAGCAAUAAUCUUAGAGAUGGAUGGACAGAUUCUCGUUGAUUUUCGCUUGUCUAAAGGAUGUGGUUUAGAAUUCAAACGAUGCUUCAUCCGAAUAAAAGAGAGACUUGACAGUGUAAUCUUCAAGGGAUCUGUAACGUGGCCAGUUGGCGUCAAAACAAAGACGAUGCCUUGAGGCAUUUCACUUUGUUUAUUAAAACCUAUUUUUAUAUCUUUACUGUGAAAACAAUUAUUGACAAGGAUAUUUGUAGUGAAUGUAUAUUCAUAAAAAUUAUUUAUAUCUCGCGAUAA
Messenger RNA from Diachasmimorpha longicaudata, 1990 nucleotides. RefSeq names its product grapes (gene grp). Lineage: Eukaryota; Metazoa; Arthropoda; Insecta; Hymenoptera; Braconidae. Gene Ontology annotation, biological process: DNA damage checkpoint signaling; protein phosphorylation. The record is from RefSeq and is a predicted model, not a curated record. Gene Ontology annotation, molecular function: ATP binding; protein serine/threonine kinase activity. The transcript has 7 exons. Gene Ontology annotation, cellular component: cytoplasm. Bases 489 to 1874 code for a protein of 461 amino acids.